Molecule: messenger RNA, 2842 nt
Organism: Sinocyclocheilus grahami
Lineage: Eukaryota; Metazoa; Chordata; Actinopteri; Cypriniformes; Cyprinidae
Gene: yy1a
Product: YY1 transcription factor a
Exons: 5
Coding region: 232-1305 (357 amino acids)
Biological process (GO): regulation of transcription by RNA polymerase II
Cellular component (GO): chromatin; PcG protein complex; transcription regulator complex
Molecular function (GO): RNA polymerase II cis-regulatory region sequence-specific DNA binding; DNA-binding transcription factor activity, RNA polymerase II-specific
Source: RefSeq, a predicted model, not a curated record
AAAAACUCGUUGGUGGAUAAUUUACAAAAGUUUAAUGGUGAGAAUGAGGUCAAACGUAGACCAAGAUCUCGCGAGAUUUCGCAUGUCUGAUGCUCAGGCAGAGUCCGUGAACGGAGUCAGUCAAUGUGGGACGGAGUUUUGCCUGUUUGUUAGUGGAGUAGGAGGGAGAACGAGCCGUUGACUUGACACAGGGUUUGCUUGAAAACAGGUCGGAGAGCAAGAAAGCCAAGAAUGGCGUCGGGUGAGACACUGUACAUUGAAACCGACGGCUCGGAGAUGCCGACAGAGAUCGUCGAGCUGCACGAAAUCGAAGUUGAGACCAUCGAGACGACAGUGGUCGGCGGAGACGACGACGAGCACCAGCCGAUGAUCGCGCUGCAGCCGCUGGUCACAGACGAUCCGAUCCACGUUAACCAUCAGGAGGUGAUUCUGGUCCAAACUCGCGAGGAGGUCGUGGGCUGCGAUGAUUCAGACCUCCACGCAGACGACAGCUUCGAGGACCAGAUCCUCAUUCCCGUCCCUGUUCCUGUGGCAGAGGAGGAAUAUAUCGAGCAGACUUUAGUGACCGUGUCUGGCAAGAACCCGUCGGGUAGGAUGAAGAAAGGGGGAGGCAGCGGGAAAAGAGUGGUCAAAAAGAGCUUCCUAAACUCCGCCGAGGCGAGCGGACGCAAAUGGGAGCAGAAGCAAGUGCAGAUCAAAACACUGGAGGGGGAGUUUUCCGUCACUAUGUGGGCAUCGGAUGAUAAGAAAGAUGUUGAUCAUGAGACUGAGGUGGAGGAGCAGAUUAUUGGGGAAAACUCUCCUCCUGACUAUUCUGAGUAUAUGACAGGCAAGAAACUGCCCCCUGGAGGCAUACCUGGUAUUGACCUGUCAGACCCCAAACAGCUGGCGGAGUUUGCAAGAAUGAAGCCUAGAAAAAUAAAGGAAGACGACUCUCCAAGGACGAUAGCAUGUCCUCACAAAGGUUGCACAAAAAUGUUUCGGGACAACUCCGCUAUGAGAAAGCACUUGCACACCCAUGGGCCACGGGUUCAUGUCUGUGCUGAAUGUGGGAAGGCGUUUGUGGAAAGUUCCAAGCUAAAACGGCAUCAGUUGGUUCAUACUGGUGAAAAACCUUUCCAGUGUACAUUUGAGGGAUGUGGAAAGCGCUUUUCAUUGGACUUUAACUUGCGCACACACGUGCGGAUUCACACUGGAGACAGACCUUACGUUUGCCCGUUCGAUGGCUGUAACAAGAAAUUCGCUCAGUCCACCAACCUGAAGUCUCACAUUUUGACGCACGCGAAAGCUAAAAACAAUCAGUGAGAUCGCUCGCUGAGGAAAGUUCCCUUAAAGACUCUGUCUGACAGCUUCCUGCUCCAAAACCCACUUUGUAUGUCGUUUCUAGAACCAUUCUUUUCUAUGAGAAUCUCAGCGCACAUUUUCAUGGGAAUUGAAAUAUGAAUGAGGACCUGACACCAAACUUAUCCCAACAACCUUCUCACGGUAUAGACCUGAGUUAAAUAACUUCCCGAGUUAUGAGAGUUUCUUCUUUUGAAGAUAUAAUUGAUUUUGUGGAUCCUCAUUCACAUACAAGAUGCUCAUUAUCCUGAGCCCAAAGAAGCAAAUUGCCCAUCGGUGUGUCUGUACCAGUUUGCAAAGACUGCUUUUUAGAUGUCUUCAAAGUGUGCAUAUUGUACACUUUUUAGAGCGUAGAGCUGUCAUAAUAUGUGUGAGUGUGCAUGUGUGUGUGUGUGUGUCGUCCCUGAGACUUAAAACCUGUGAAUGCUUUUCUUCAAGGAGAAUGAGAUGCCGUUCAGCUUUUUUUCAAUGUAAAUAUAGCUUUUCUUUGUGAGGUAUCCUGUGCAGGUAUCUCAUUUUGUAUACCUGUCCUGUACAAAUGUUUUGAAAUCAUGUAGAUAAUAGAGAUGUUGAUUAGAUUGUUUAACCAAUUAAAUCGGUUUUAUUCAGCUUCAGGAUGCACUGCUACAUACACAUGCCUUCUUUUGUAACACAAUAACAGUCUACUCAGUAUGUGAAAAGACACUUUUCCUUCAAAUUCUCUAAUUUAUUUAAAGAUAUGGAAUAAAGCUAAACUCCCCUGUGCAGUUCCCAAGAGCCUGAAGUUCAUCGUGCUGUUCAGUAAGCUGAAUGUCCUCCAGCGAUUGAUUUUAAAAGCAAGGAUUCGUGAAACUUAAACCCGUAUGAUAUGGGUCUGGUUAAAGGUAAAAUUGUCACAGUCAUAUUUCCUGUAGUAGACAACAUUAACAGACAGCAGUGAGCAUAAUCUCCAACAUAACUUGUAACGUAUUACAUAUAAAGGCUUAAAACGGCAAGUAUUGCAAUGAGAGCAUUUAGUUGCCGUUUAAUAUGCUAUUAUAAAAAUACUCCAGAAAUUGUAUUACUUGCAGCUAAUAAUGUUAACAGCAUCCUAACUUAGCAUAUGCACAAUAUUCCGUUAUAAAUUGUAAAUUACACGAUUCAUGCCGUUUAAAAAUAUUUAAGAGGUCCUAUUAAGAGCUUGCUCUUGCUGACACAACCUCAUGUAUCAAGACUUGCAGUGUUACUAGAAACUGGUUAUCCUUGCAUAACCCUACAUUUAUUAUAUUGAAUUUUCAUCUCAUGUACAUCCUAUAACGGACUUAAGUUUGCAUUUAAAUAAUGGAAAAAAACAAAGCUUUGUUUGAACUUUUUUUCAAUGUAUGUUUUGUGAGCCUCUUUAAACUGACCUGAUCCAUGCAUCAAUACCACAUUCUUAUUUGCUAUUGUAAAUAUGUUCUGCCAACUCCAAAUUACAGUUCAACAAAUUGCAAUUCCUUCUCGAAAAUGUAUAUUCUUUUGUAUGUUUCUGGAUAGUAUUAAA